This is a messenger RNA of Populus euphratica (Euphrates poplar), 685 nucleotides long. Its product is annotated as transmembrane emp24 domain-containing protein p24delta4-like. The coding region runs from base 107 to 592 and encodes 161 amino acids. The transcript is spliced from 3 exons. NCBI's taxonomy places the organism in Eukaryota, Viridiplantae, Streptophyta, Magnoliopsida, Malpighiales, Salicaceae. The record is from RefSeq and is a predicted model, not a curated record.
CUACUACCAUUUAAGACCCCUAAAAAAAAACUCACGAGAACAGAGAAAAAGAGAUCCUUGUUGAAAGCGAAUUCUCUAUCCCUCAACUUUACAGAUUUUGCUCUGCAUGAUGGCGAGGAACUGUGAUUCACGCGCUGGAGUAACGGCGCUGUCACUGAUCUUGUUAUGUCUAGCGAUCAGUAACAAUAUAGUACCAGUACCAGUAGCAGAAGCUAUAUGGCUAUCAAUUCCUAACUCGGGAACCAAGUGUGUUUCGGAGGAGAUCCAGAACGACGUUGUCGUUUUGGCUGAUUACUAUGUUCUUAACGAAGAACAUCCCGACCGCCCCGUCACUGUUACUGUUCGGGUACGUAUACGCUGUUAUAUGCAGGGUGUUGAACUUGAAGUAAGGAAACUUAAAGAUCACGCGGAAGCCAUCCACAAUAAUCUACUCUAUCUCAAGCAAAGGGAAGCUGACAUGAGAGAGGUCAGUGAAAAAACCAAUAGUAGAGUGGCAUGGUUCAGUAUCAUGUCCCUUGGUGUCUGCAUCGUGGUUUCAGUUUUGCAGCUGUGGCACUUGAAGAGGUACUUCCAAAAGAAGAAGCUUAUAUAAUCUUAUGAUGAAAAAACGAACCAUGUGAUUAUAAUAUUGUACACAGUAUAUUGUUCUUUUUUCUUGAUUUUCACCUCUUGGAGGUGCGAAAUA